GUAGGGGUAGAAUAUUUACUUGGUUGGCACGGAGCAAAGGCAAAGGCAAAGAAAGAGAGAGAGAGAGAGAGAUAUUCAGAUAUCUAUUUGGGGGAAACGAUACGGCAAUUUCGGUUGCACGCAUAGAGAGAAAGAGGGAGAAGCUCUGGAUUCCACCUCUUCCCGUCCCUCGCGACGGUGCUUAUGCCGCUUGGCUUUCUCUAUCAGGUUCUGCUGGGCUUGGAUUUGAAGGAUUUUAAUUUCUAUCGUAAGAUAUGGAGCAAGUCCGCUUCUGGUCAAAUUGCUACCAAUACAGGGUGUUUUCGUUCCAGGAAGUUCUUGACUGGAGGUUUCUCAUCCUUGGAGAUUUUCUUUUGGUUUCCUUUGUUAAUUGCACUUAGCGGUCAGCUCUCAAAUGAUCAUUGCCGAAGGCGUAAUGCAAGUUUUUUCUAAGAUAGGUGUUGGAUCUUUAGUGCACUUGUAUAAUGCAUUGCUGAUACGACAUCCGGUAAAAAAUUUUGGGAAAACGUCUUCCGGGGGCUGAAGUCUGCCAUUCAAACUUGGAGGUUGCUUACCAUAGUUGAUAUUAGAUAAGCAGUUGUGUUGAGUCUGUGCAGACAGCACAAGUCUUAGUUAUUUUAUUGUUGCUCCUGAUGGGUGCUAAAUAGCUGAAGAUUUGACAACAAAUUCUACUUAGAAUAUGAGGUAGCUAUUAGUAGUUAAGUUUUAAAACCUUGGGAGACUGUGUCUUGAGGGAUCCUGCCUGUUGGCUAGGGAAAUCAAUUCUGGUUGGUUGUUUGAUUGUUUUAAAUAUGUUCUCUAGUACUUGUCCUUUCUUACCGUCCAUCCCGUCUUGCUGUCUUGAAGUCGUGGGAUUAGCAAUAAAUAAGGCUCUGCAGCCCGUCCAUCAUAAAAUUUCUGGUGUUUGGCUCUUGGGUGUCAUGGCAGAAAAUUAAUGGUGGAUUCAGCUGAACGAGUGAGGCACUUGUGUAUAUCUUAUAAUAUUUCCGAAGGAUCAUCUACUGAAGAUAAAUGCUAUUUUUCUUUAGUGAGUUAGUAUACUUUUCUUGAAUAAAGAAGGGAGUCGCGUUUGUUCCACAAUGAUGGAGAGGUACAAGUUAAUCAAGGAAGUUGGAGAUGGAACAUUCGGAUGUGUUUGGCGAGCUAUUAAUAAGGAGACUGGUGAAGUUGUUGCAAUUAAGAAGAUGAAGAAAAAGUAUUACUCAUGGGAGGAGUGCGUAAAUUUGAGAGAAGUGAAGUCAUUACGGAAAAUGAGUCAUCCAAAUAUUGUGAAGCUUAAGGAAGUCAUUAGGGAAAAUGACAUCUUGUAUUUCGUGUUUGAGUACAUGGAAUGGAACCUAUACCAACUCAUGAAAGACAGGGAAAAGCUUUUCUCUGAAGCUGAAGUCAGAAAUUGGUGUUUUCAAGUUUUUCAAGGUCUUACUUACAUGCAUCAGCGUGGAUAUUUUCAUCGUGACCUUAAGCCAGAAAACUUGUUGGUUACAAAGGACAUAAUCAAGAUUGCUGAUUUUGGUCUUGCUCGGGAAAUCAACUCGCAACCACCAUAUACGGAAUAUGUCUCGACACGUUGGUAUCGAGCCCCUGAAGUGCUGCUUCAGUCAUACCUUUAUAGCUCUAAAGUUGAUAUGUGGGCAAUGGGUGCUAUAAUGGCUGAAUUGUUCACUCUCCGUCCUCUUUUUCCGGGUAUUAGUGAAGCAGAUGAGAUAUAUAAAAUAUGCAGUGUUAUCGGCAGCCCAACUAAGGAUUCCUGGGCUGAUGGACUUUGUUUGGCAAGGGAUAUCAACUACCAGUUUCCCCAGUUUUCUGGUGUUCAUCUUUCUGUAUUGGUUCCAUCUGCAAGCAAUGAUGCGAUCAGCCUUAUGACAUCACUUUGUUCUUGGGAUCCUUCCAAGAGGCCAACAGCUGCUGAGGCCCUUCAGCAUCCUUUCUUCCAGAGUUGCUUUUAUGUUCCACCAUCCCUGCGUUCCAGGGUUGCAGUUGCUAGAACACCUCCCUCUGCCAGAACAAGGGGAGCAUUGGAACAACAAUCUGCUAAGAGACAUUCUGGGGCUUUAACUACUUCAAAGCUAACCAGCAAUUAUCCUUCUCCUAAGUUACAUGCUUCCUUAAGCACAGGUGUGCAACGCAAGCUGGAUUUGGUUGACCAGGACAUGAGUAAGAAUGAUAAAUCUCUCAAGAGCUCUGUUAAACAACCAAGAUAUCGGCCACCAGGAAAGAACAGCCCAACCUCCACUAACAAGGGGAAGACUGGUCGGGGAGUUUUGGAGGCAACUGAGAAGUUAGCAAACAUGACCCUUGGUUCUCGGAGGCAGUUUGUUGGGCAGCCACGUCACUCUCCCAUGAAGACUGGAGUCCAGUGCCCACCCAUGAAGGCUGGAGUCCAGUGGAAUUCUGGAUCCGGCGACAUGUUUCUCAGGCAUGCCCAGGACAUUCAGCAUGGCAGAACAUAUUCGAGGAAAGUUGUGGGUUGAAGGACAUUCAGCAUGGCAGAACAUAUUCGAGGAAAGUUGUGGGUUGAAUAAAACGCUCGCUGAUGGCAUACAUACAUACAUAUAUAUAUAUAUAUAUGUGGAAUGUGCUAGUACCUGCUAUAUCGGUGGCUUUGUGCCUACUUUUGUUUUGUUAAGACAAACAUACGUACCAAGUCCUCUGUCACUUAUAUUUGUCCUAAGAUACUGUCCUCUGUGUUGUUGACAUAAACUUAUUUAGUUGGAAAUGUUUGUUGCUUGUUAA
Molecule: messenger RNA, 2733 nt
Organism: Quercus robur (English oak)
Lineage: Eukaryota; Viridiplantae; Streptophyta; Magnoliopsida; Fagales; Fagaceae
Product: cyclin-dependent kinase F-4
Exons: 19
Coding region: 1080-2471 (463 amino acids)
Biological process (GO): intracellular signal transduction; protein phosphorylation
Cellular component (GO): cytoplasm; nucleus
Molecular function (GO): ATP binding; protein serine/threonine kinase activity
Source: RefSeq, a predicted model, not a curated record